CACGUGACGUAAGGGCGCAGCGCUGAACUGUUUAUGGGCACGGAGGCAGUCGCGGUGCAUUGUGGUCCCCACCGGUGGCUGUGCAGAAACAGAAACCAUCCUGCCGCUCCGCAGCAGAAAAGCACGUCAGUCUGCGUGUACACGACACUAGAAGCUGAUUUCCAGUUGACCUGCAGCACCCCUAAAAGCAGCCAUGUCAUCGACAUCCCAAAAGCAUAGAGACUUUGUGGCCGAGCCCAUGGGGGAGAAGACCGUGAUGGCUCUGGCAGGCAUCGGAGAGGUCCUUGGCAAAAGACUGGAGGAGAAAGGUUUUGACAAGGCAUAUGUUGUCCUCGGCCAGUUUCUAGUGCUUAAGAAAGAUGAGGAGCUUUUCCGGGAUUGGCUGAAGGACUCUUGCAUGGCAAAUUCCAAACAACAAAAGGACUGCUUUUGCUGUCUGAAAGAAUGGUGUGACGCCUUCCUAUAAACUACUCAAUCGCUGUUUUCUACUACUCUAGUUCCAACUGUACAUUACCUCUUUCAUGGUCUGUAUUCAAUCCAGAUUCACAGUAAAUAUGAAGGGGAACUACAUACUUUAAGUUUAUGGAAGUCCGCUUGUUUUUUAAUUCUAAUGAAAAGUUUUGCCACAUUUCUGAAAUCCUACAACCCCCUAAAAUAACUCACACAUGCGCUUCUCAUGGUCUUUGUCGUGUAGCUCUGGACUAGAAACCUGCAGACUGGAAAUUAUUACUGGUAUUUAUCCCAUGUCAAAAUGUCUGCUAAUGAUGACUAAUCUUUCUUCUUCACACCUUGGCCUUUUUGCCCCACUUUUUUAAAGCCGUUGGAAAGUUCAAAGCUGUCAUUUAAAAAAAGCGUGUUUCACAGUUUGAUAUGUUAUUCCACCAAUGUUUGAAGUAUUUCGCGAGGAGGUGGAUUGUCAGCUUGGAGUGUUUUGCAUUGGAUGUGAGACGAGAAAUAACCCUAAAAAUGCAAAUGACACUAGACUUUGCAUAGAUGCAGAUAUACUUUUAAAAUUAUAGUACAAACAUUUUGCCAUUUUAACUGUUGAUCCUGCAACUAAAGGAGCAAACUGGCUGGAUUCGCUUGUGAGGUCUGCUAAAAGCUUGUUUCACCCUGUAGAUUGAAAUGUGUAUAAAUAAAGAUGCCAAUGGCCAAACUCA
Hippoglossus stenolepis (Pacific halibut) is the source of this 1160-nucleotide messenger RNA. RefSeq names its product BAF nuclear assembly factor 1 (gene banf1). Bases 194 to 466 code for a protein of 90 amino acids. NCBI's taxonomy places the organism in Eukaryota, Metazoa, Chordata, Actinopteri, Pleuronectiformes, Pleuronectidae. Gene Ontology annotation, molecular function: DNA binding. The record is from RefSeq and is a predicted model, not a curated record. The transcript has 3 exons.